Messenger RNA from Daucus carota subsp. sativus, 1103 nucleotides. Its product is annotated as pathogenesis-related protein PR-1. The coding region runs from base 166 to 762 and encodes 198 amino acids. The transcript has a single exon. Gene Ontology annotation, cellular component: extracellular region. NCBI's taxonomy places the organism in Eukaryota, Viridiplantae, Streptophyta, Magnoliopsida, Apiales, Apiaceae. The record is from RefSeq and is a predicted model, not a curated record.
GCAGGACAAGAGGGAGGUAUACAAUUAACAUAAAAAUCAUGAUCGGGCCAUACAUGCAACCCUACACAAUUGACUAACACAUCCAUAAUAUUUCAUGUUUCUAUGACAAAAAUUUAUUUUCGAGACAACCAGCACUACAUGCCUCUGCAAUAAGCUACCACAAAAAUGAAACCUUCUUUUCUUCUCCUGCUCAUUCUCUGCACAUCACCAUUUCCACCACACAUCUCUGCUCUUUCUUCCAGCUCUCCCUCCACUUCCCCGCCAAAAAUCACCCCCUUACAAUCCAACAACGACACCGUCUACAAAAUAUCCAAGCAGCUCUGCUGGAACUGCGUCGGGGAGGCGUUUCAAUUUUUAUUCGCGCACAAUAUAGUGAGAGCCGCCAAAUGGGAGUGGCCGCUCACCUGGGACAAUGAGCUAGAAAAGUACGCGAAAUGGUGGGCUGAUCAGCGACAAGGUGACUGCGAGUUGAGGCAUUCGUUCCCCGAAUACGAGUUCAAACUAGGCGAGAAUAUUUACUGGGGCAGCGGCUCCGACUGGAAGCCCUCGGACGCGGUGCGUGCCUGGGCCGAAGAAGAGAAGUACUAUGAGUACGCGACGAAUAGCUGCGCUGAGGGGCAGCAAUGCGGACACUACACGCAGAUUGUGUGGAAAACAACGCGGAGAGUUGGGUGUGCUCGAGUUGUUUGCGACAGCGGAGAUGUGUUUAUGACGUGUAACUAUGAUCCCGUUGGUAAUUAUGUUGGAGUGCGGCCUUAUUAAAAACAAACAAACAUACACAGUAUAUCCCGCUUAGAGAGGCGUUACUGGUUCAUCUUAAUCUACUAUUGUACGGACUACUAAUAUAAAUCGUAUAAUGGACUACUUGGCUACAGAAAGACUUGCUGCACAUUUGAUGUUGGGCAUAUGGAAUGAAUGUUUGUUAGAUUUUAAUAGCUCGAGUCAUUGAUGGUGUACUAGCCAUGACAAGUUGAAGGACUCUGUUGCUUCAGACUUCUAUUAUUUGGGCGUGUUUUCUUUGAGCAGAGUUUUUUACGCGUGCGUUCGUGUACUUGAGUCUUCUUCCUUUUUUUUAAUGAAGUUACAAAAUUUUAACUUCGGUA